Molecule: messenger RNA, 261 nt
Organism: Ambispora gerdemannii
Lineage: Eukaryota; Fungi; Glomeromycota; Glomeromycetes; Archaeosporales; Ambisporaceae
Source: the annotation of a GenBank genome assembly
AUGUCUACUAAACCUGACGCGUUUUACGAAUCAUAUAAAAAGAGAAAAGUUACUGGUUUUCUGGUUACGUUGCCACAGCUUGCUCUAGUGCGAGGCUCUUCGAUUGCUAGGCGACACUGGUAUGAAUGUAGGUUAACUGGCGGCUUGGGGUUGGCAACCGGCUCAAGCAGUUUACUACCUCAAAUUAUUGGAAAAGCUGAAUUGGCGGUUGGUGCAGUGAAUCAUUUGGUCAAGUUGUUAUGGGCGGAGCUGGGAAUCUAA